Molecule: messenger RNA, 992 nt
Organism: Seminavis robusta
Lineage: Eukaryota; Bacillariophyta; Bacillariophyceae; Naviculales; Naviculaceae
Source: the annotation of a GenBank genome assembly
CACAUCCUGCGCGUCCGCAAGUCCCAUGGAGCUGCAUUGAUCGUUGGGAAGAUCCAACGGCUCCACAGCAGCACCAACACUCGUUCCUGACGAAACCUGUUUUUCCAACUUUGAGCGCCUUACCAAAGCUCCCAUUUGUGAGUUCUUGAGGAACUUUCGAUAUAUGCACAGCAGAUACAAUGAUCCCUUCGCGACGACCUCUUCUCGCUUUGCUGGCACUGGCCAUUGCAGCAGUUCAUGCUCAACUCUCGGGCAAAAUUGGAAUUAGUUGCGAGCCCGAAGAAACCUUCGAAUGUAUGGCUGGAGGACUUUUCAAUCGAGGUGGUCUUUUUAAGGGGACCUACAUGUGCCGAGAACAAUCAUCCUGGCUAAUCUUCAAACGCAACAUCACUCGAUGCCUUCCGACUCUGGCGGGUGGUGUACUGGGAGAAGAAGGGGAUCGCUGUGGAUGUUGCGACGGCGACUGCCCAUCUCCCUGCACUUGCUUUUGCGAUAAUCAGGAGGAACCGCAUGUUCUUUUGUACAAGAAGCUGCUCUUUGGAUAUGAAUAUCAAUGUGUAUCCCAGGGUAAGGCCAGUCGGUGGGUCGCAGAUCCAAGGGGUUCCAACUACACUUGUGUACCAGAUGAUGCAUGUCCUACUAUUGCACCCACAUUCAGUCCAACAGCAGAACCAACUGCACUACCUUGGUAUGCUGAGUAUACAACAGCCCCAGUUUGGAAUUAUAGCUUGCAGGAAGUUGAAAGAGAGGCAUCCACUCCAACUUUUGCUCCUGAUGGACGUCGCUUGAGAGGAGAUAGCAUCAAUGAUCUGCCAGAACCAGAGUACCUGGUAGUUUGAGAGGUGGAAACUGGCCAACUACCAAGAAGAGAAUUGUCAACUCUACAACAAGUAACCAAUCCAGAUUUCCUGCAAUGGGCUACCAAAUGCACACUACUGUAUUGGAUCUAGCAAAACUAAAAACACUACUAAUCAUGCACCCUUAUUGUAACC